Messenger RNA from Amblyraja radiata (thorny skate), 749 nucleotides. It is a transcript of the gene mrpl13, whose product is annotated as mitochondrial ribosomal protein L13. The transcript has 7 exons. Gene Ontology annotation, biological process: negative regulation of translation; translation. Gene Ontology annotation, molecular function: mRNA binding; structural constituent of ribosome. Gene Ontology annotation, cellular component: ribosome; mitochondrial large ribosomal subunit. The coding region runs from base 117 to 656 and encodes 179 amino acids. Lineage: Eukaryota; Metazoa; Chordata; Chondrichthyes; Rajiformes; Rajidae. The record is from RefSeq and is a predicted model, not a curated record.
CUUUCCCAACUCUGGGAUUUAUUAAGUGAGUUAAAAUUGGAGGAAGACUGACUUCCGGCGCGGGUUUCUUCUCCGGAAAUGUUGGAAAGUUGCACAAGGAAUGGACUUCCGCCGUCAUGUCGAGUUUCACCAAAACUGCACAGCAAUGGGCUUCUUUUUCGAGGAUUUGGUAUUUGAUUGAUGCCAAGAUGCAACCACCUGGAAAGAUUGCAACAACGUGCUCUGUCAGACUGCAGGGGAAACAUAAACCGAUCUACCAUGCUUUGAGUGACUGUGGUGACCAUGUUGUGGUGAUAAAUACAAGGCACAUUGCAUUCUCUGGAAAUAAGUGGGAGCAGAAGGUGUACUCCUCUCACAGUGGUUAUCCGGGUGGAUUUAAACAAGUGACUGCUGCCCAGCUACACCAGAAGGAUCCCACUGCAAUUGUGAAGUUGGCUAUCUAUGGUAUGCUGCCAAAAAAUUUGCAUAGAAGAACCAUGAUGCAAAGGUUGCAUCUCUUCUCAGAUGAGGCAAUUCCCAAUGAAAUUCUUAAGAACUUGGUUGAAGAGCUUCCACAACCACGCAAGGUACCCAGAAGAUUAAAUGAGUACACUCAAGAGGAAAAAAAUUCUUUCCCAAGACUCUGGACACCAUCCGAUGACUACCGAAUGAAGUAAAUGCAUUCCCAAAAGACGAUGAAGAUAAUCCAAAAGUCUAUUUAUUUUUCACGGCUCUGGUUCUCAGAAUUAAAAGUGGCUUCUUUCCCCUAA